Messenger RNA from Drosophila busckii, 1512 nucleotides. Its product is annotated as cytochrome P450 307a1. The record is from RefSeq and is a predicted model, not a curated record. Gene Ontology annotation, molecular function: oxidoreductase activity, acting on paired donors, with incorporation or reduction of molecular oxygen; heme binding; monooxygenase activity. Lineage: Eukaryota; Metazoa; Arthropoda; Insecta; Diptera; Drosophilidae. Bases 1 to 1512 code for a protein of 503 amino acids. The transcript is spliced from 2 exons.
AUGUUACUGCUUAUACUUGGUUUAAUAAGUGGCAUUAUAGCAGCAUUAAUAUGCUUUUCAUAUGUGCUGAUAGUUAUCAAGUGCAAACAAAAAGCAAAUGUUAAAGUGGGAGAAACUAUACAGAAAUUCAAGCAAGCAGCUGGUCCAAAGCCGUGGCCCAUUAUUGGCAAUCUGCACAUCGUGGGACGCUAUGCGCAUCCGUUUGCAGCUUUUACGGAACUAACAGCGCAGUAUGGAGAUAUUUAUGCACUAAGUUUUGGCCAUACGCGUUGCCUUGUGGUCAACAAUCUGGAGCUAAUACGAGAAGUGCUGAACAAGAAUGGCAAAUACUUUGGCGGACGACCCAACUUUGUGCGCUAUGAUCGACUGUUCGGUGGAGAUCGCAAGAACUCGCUGGCAUUAUGCGAUUGGUCGCAGCUACAGCAGCGGCGCAGAAACUUGGCCAGACGACACUGCUCGCCCAGAGAAUCAACUGCGUACUAUGUGAAGAUGUCAGACAUUGGCUGCACUGAAGCUGAGCGCUUUUUAACCUGCGCCAAUAUGUUUAGUCAGUAUAUGUGCUCGCUGCGCUUUGCAUAUGACGAUGCAGAGUUUGAUAAGAUAGUCGGUUACUUUGAUGAGAUAUUCUGGGAGAUAAACCAGGGCUAUGCUUUGGAUUUUCUAAGCUGGCUGCAGCCUUUUUAUCAGCGACAUCUCAGCCAGAUUAGUCACUGGUCCAGCACUAUACGCAAAUUUAUACUGCAGCGUGUUAUGCAGCAGCGCGAACUCGAUAUAGACUUGGAUGAGCCUGACAAGGACUUUACUGAUGCGCUGCUCAAGAGCUUGGUUGAGCAUGCCAAUGUUUCACGCAAUACAAUUAUAUUUAUGCUGGAGGAUUUCAUAGGCGGUCACUCUGCAGUGGGCAAUUUGGUAAUGCUAGCCUUGGCCUAUAUAGCCAAGUAUCCAGCCAUAGCCAGCAGCAUACAAGCGGAAAUUGAUGUGGUUACAAAUAAAAGCGAGCGCAGAGUCAACUUGCUGGAUAUGCCAGAGCUGCCCUAUACCAUGGCUACUUUAUAUGAAGUGCUGCGCUAUUCCUCAUCGCCCAUUGUGCCACAUGUCGCCACAGAGGAUACGCAGAUAGCUGGUCAUGGUGUUACCACAGGCACCAUUAUCUUUAUCAACAACUAUGCGCUUAAUACAAGCGCCAAGUAUUGGGACGAACCAGAUCAAUUUCGUCCCGAAAGAUUUCUGCAGCAAACAGAGCGCAAACUUAGCGCCGACUCUGAUUCAGGCAUUGAAUUGAGCUCACCCACUUAUCAAUUACGCAAAAAUCUGCCACAUUUUUUGCCAUUUAGCAUUGGCAAACGCACUUGCAUUGGCCAAAACCUUGUGCGUGGCUUUGGCUUUGUGCUGUUGGCCAACAUACUACAAGACUAUCAUGUCGGCACUGACGAUGCCACAAAGCUGAAAAUAUAUCCGGCGAGCGUCGCUUUGCCAGCCAAAUGCUUUUCACUUACAUUCAAGCCAAGAUAA